AACAAGGCCACUGACCAGUCGGACUAAUCUUUCAUCGCUCACUGCUCAGAUCCCUCCCCCCCAAAAAAGGACCCUAAGACCGUCAGGGUCUCAGGGACCACAUGCUUACGCAAUGGCCCGCCCCAGUCCAUGUCAUUUGCGCGGCGGAUGCACUCCUUACUCACUCUGGCAGUACACUCAGCCACGCUAGGAAUCCCAGGAGCUUGUGCGUUGUCUAUCAUUGCCUAGAACGCGCAAGUGAUGGCCAGACCUUCACAUACAAAAUACCUAACCCAUGCUCACUUGCCAAUCAAUGCGACGGAAAACAAGGGUCGAGGAGACCGGUGAUCACUGGGGCCAUUUCACUGGGCGGCUCUGGCCGCAGGAUUUCGAGGUUGUGGUGGUGUAUUAUUCGCAAUGAUGUCUCGAAGCCACUCCCCGGUUGCGUCCCUCGUUUGUUGUCUUUCUUUCUUUCUUCUGCUGCCCCCUUGAUGUGAAGGGUUGUUGGAGCCAUCCGACUCUUUCGCUUAAUCUGAUCCCAUCUGUCUGCGCGGCUUCAGGUGUUGAUAUGACCUUCUGUCGUUGCAAUUGAAAUAUGACCUGCGCUCCUUAG
Molecule: messenger RNA, 592 nt
Organism: Aspergillus steynii IBT 23096
Lineage: Eukaryota; Fungi; Ascomycota; Eurotiomycetes; Eurotiales; Aspergillaceae
Exons: 1
Coding region: 102-476 (124 amino acids)
Source: RefSeq, a predicted model, not a curated record